Xenia sp. Carnegie-2017 is the source of this 891-nucleotide messenger RNA. RefSeq names its product cytochrome P450 2D1-like. The transcript has 2 exons. Bases 1 to 891 code for a protein of 296 amino acids. NCBI's taxonomy places the organism in Eukaryota, Metazoa, Cnidaria, Anthozoa, Malacalcyonacea, Xeniidae. The record is from RefSeq and is a predicted model, not a curated record. Gene Ontology annotation, molecular function: heme binding; monooxygenase activity; oxidoreductase activity, acting on paired donors, with incorporation or reduction of molecular oxygen.
AUGGUUCAAUUGAGGCAAUGGCUCACUGCCGAGAAAGUUUCUUUGGAUGAUCCAGUAAUAAUGAAUCUCCUCGAGUUUAGUGAUCUCGUUGCAAGAAAGAUUCCGUCAAUUUAUUUAACUUACUGCAUGAUACCGUUUCACUCCUAUCUGCCAACAAAGCGUUCCAAAUUUGUUAAACGAGGUCAAAAUAUAAAAUUCUCGAUACUUUCACCAGUUUUGAAAUCCCAUUUAGAAACUUACACACCUGGUACUAUCCGCGAUAUGGCUGAUAGUUUUAUUGAAGCAUACAAAAGGCGGCCAAAGAAACAAAAAGAUAUUGGAUCCAUUGAAGAUAUCAAAGCUUUGAUGAUAGACGUCGCUUUUGCCGGUUCGGACACAACCUCUUCCUCACUAUCAUGGCUCAUAUUGUACAUGACUUUAUACCCUGAAACUUCACAAAAAUUCAUGAAGAAAUUGUCAUGCACUAGGGAAGACAAAUUGCCGAGAAUGGAUGACGCCGACAACAUGCCUUAUCUUCAAGCCACCAUUUGUGAAGUAUUACGCAAGACCUCUCCAGUGUCAAGGGCAAUUACAGUGACAAUAAACGAUGCGAGAAUGGCGGAACCACAUAAAUUCAAGCCAGAGCGUUUCUUAGACGAAAAUGGGAAAUUUGUUGGAUGGACAAAGUAUCCUGCAUUUAUGCCGUUUGGUUUAGGUCGAAGAGAAUGCGCCGGAAUAUCGUUUGCAAAGAUCAUGUUAUUUACGUUUACUGCAGCAUUAUUGCAACAGCUCAAGUUUGAGCUUCCUGAAGGAGCGGAAAGACCUGCAGAAGAUGGACCACAUUUGGGAAUUGUAAAUGGUCGGAGAAUUUCUAUGUUAUCACAAGAAAAAGGUUUUAAGCUAUUAUUGUAA